Megalops cyprinoides (Indo-Pacific tarpon) is the source of this 1851-nucleotide messenger RNA. RefSeq names its product DEP domain containing 7, paralog a (gene depdc7a). Lineage: Eukaryota; Metazoa; Chordata; Actinopteri; Elopiformes; Megalopidae. The record is from RefSeq and is a predicted model, not a curated record. Gene Ontology annotation, biological process: intracellular signal transduction. The transcript has 11 exons. The coding region runs from base 264 to 1850 and encodes 528 amino acids.
AUCUGCUUUGGGGUUUGUUAUAAUUCUCGGUGUUUUGAUUCGUCUGACGCAUUUCUGUUUACCUUUGAACCAGACCCAUUUACCACAUCCGAUAAUCGCAGAACGCCUCAGCGCCGACGAGGGAGUUGACUUUCGUGUUUACGUCACUCCAUUAAUAGCUGAGCGAUCGGAGUGAGAAAGGGAGGAUGAUUUGAGGGAGUCAAAUCUGCGGACCGACUGAGGAUGAGACGGUGCUGAAGCUCUCUUGGACUAACUCAUGCCACAUGCACCGACCACCAGCAGUUCAGGGCAUGGCCAACACGCCGUUUCGGGCCACCUACAUCUGGAGCAGCAUCAUCAACAACCUUCAGACACAGGUAGAGGUGAAACGGAGGCGCCACAACCUCAAGUCUUACAAUGACUGCUUCCUGGGCUCUGAGGCUGUGGAUGUCAUCCUGGCCCACAUCAUCCAGAACAAGUUUUUUGGGGAUGAUGAGAUUCCCCGGGCCAAGGUAGUGCGGGUGUGCCAAGCCCUUAUGGACUGCAAGGUGUUUGAGGCUGUGGGUACCAAGGUGUUUGGCAAGGAGAAGAAGCGCAGCGUGUUUGAGGACAGCAGUUGCAGUCUGUACAGAUUUCUCAACACACAGAGCCCCUUCAAGAACAAUCUAGAAAACACAAGUGAUUCCUGCACCAGUCAGAGGACUAUUUACGAUACACCUGAGAGACGUCUCAGUGAGGAAUGCAGUUCUACUAAACUCCAUAGGCAACAUGAGCCAGCAUAUUCAAAAGCCACGUCUGUCCAAACUGACAAGUCUUUAGAGGACCUGUUGGGGAAUGUGACCUUGAAUUCAACGAACGCACAACAGGUGAAGGUAAACAUGGGAUUACCUCAGACAGUGGUGAAUGAAGUAUGGCAGGAGCAGACGAUACUACGGCUGCUGCAGCUGAUAGAGCUCCCCCUGCUGGACAGCCUUUUGGACGGCAGGGACAGCAGUGAGUCCCCAUUGCACAGUAUGGACAGUGACCCUGACCUUCUCUACACCAGCAACUACCUAGACCGGGAGAUCCUCAAAGCCUUCAGUGACUCGCAGGCAGACAACUGGCUCUUGGCUGCUGUGGACUGCUUGGAGUUCCUGCCGGACCACCUGGUGGUGGAGGUGAGCCGCAGCCUUCCCAAGUGUCUGGAGACACAGCAGUGCAAGAGGAUGCUCUUCGAGAUCCUGAGUAAACACUACGGCCAGCCAAUGUGUGUGGCCCUGCUCACCAGUCAUCCGAUCGACAUCCACACCGGCAUCACAGACCUUUUGGUGAACGGGAAACUGGACCAGGCCUUAGAGGCUCUGCAGCUGUGCCUGAAGCUGCUGGACUCACGCAGCCAGGAGGAGCUGCGCAGGCUGCUGCGCUUCAUGGCAGUGGCUGCAGACCCACGUGAGGUCCGGCUGCACAGAGAGAUUGAGAACCGGAUGGCGGUGAAAAGGGCAUUUUCCAGAGCAAUCAUCCAUAGCACACACCUGGCCAAGGGGAAGGUGGACCUCCUGGUGCUAUUUAUGGUGGACAAUCAUCGUGACGUCUUCAAGAUCCCAGGGUCAUUGCACAAGCUGGUCAGCGAUAGGUUAGAAAACAUUACACAUGGGAAGGACCAGGACAUAACAACAGAUCCCCCCUCCAGUCAGCGAGUCACAGGCAAGGCAUGCAGGGAUAGCAUUCAGAAAACCACAAAAGAAGAGCUCCGAGCCCUGGUCAGGACAAUUCACGAGAACCCAAAGCUGUCUGCCAAAGAGAAAAAACGCUUGCUUGGACAGUUUUGCAAAGGUCAUCCAGAAAUAUUUGUACAGUAUUUAAGAACCAGAAUGUCAUCAGUUGAUGUGUGAG